Messenger RNA from Ceutorhynchus assimilis (cabbage seed weevil), 3837 nucleotides. NCBI's taxonomy places the organism in Eukaryota, Metazoa, Arthropoda, Insecta, Coleoptera, Curculionidae. The record is from the annotation of a GenBank genome assembly.
GUGAAAUUAUAAAUACUCUUUCCGUUAUUAUUUAUUGUUAAAAAGUAUAGAAUUAAGUAAUCAAAUGAGGAAGAGAUUUAGUAUGUAUAGCAUCAGCCUGAUAAUAUUAAUUAUAACCUUGGAUCCACUCGCUAAUGUCUAACAAUGAACAUGGAUGGUUUAGUAAAGUGAAAAGCGCAAUAAAUUUAACAGCUUAGAAGCCAAAUUUGUCGAUGAUAAAUAACUAAGAAUACUAAGAUCAAUACAUUGAUUGAUGGUUCAUUUUACGAGUCUACAGUGUGUUUAUUAGAAAAAAAAAACAUCAAAAUGGGCUACAAGUUGACACUAGAAGUUCCGGUAUUUUUCUCUGUAUUUGGAUUUAUGCUGACUGUUAGUGUCAGCAACAAUCUUCUAAUAUACAGAACCUGUUACGUCCUUUUACAUCACAACCGAACAGAAUGUGCCAUGUUAGGCUUCGUAAGCAAUAACGAAACUCAACAUUUGGAAGAAUUAGUGGAACCUACUGCAACUUACAUAACUUUAGUGAAAACCAUUGUCGAAUCGAUAUUUGGUUCCGUGUUAUGUCUUUUCAUUGCGCCAUGGAGCGAUCGCUUCGGUAGAAAACCGGUGUUGGUACUUGGAUUUGUAGGUGGCGUAAUAUCCCUAUUACUACACAUCGUUUUUGCUGCCAUCGAUAACCUGACGCCAUGGUUUUUGCUGGUUGUCACCAUACCAGUCUUACUGACAGGUGGAGGUGCCAGCUUUGCGACAAUCAUGACCGCAUACAUAGCUGACAUCACUUCUAAAGAAAUUCGAGCAAUGAGAAUGGGUUUAUUUGAUAUUGCAAUGGGUUUGGCAGUUUUGUUAGGCAACACUGCUAGUUCUUACUUACUUAUAGCAACAAACUAUGUCAUUGUUUACUGUGUAGCAACGGCUUGUCACGUGGUGGGGCUGGUUUACACUAUAUUUUUUAUACCAGAAUCUUUAAGGCAGAGAGAAACGACUAAUCAAAUAUCUGGAUUCUUUAGCCUAUCAAACUUUGUCCAAAUGGCUAAAACACCAUUUAAACGAAGACAAGACUCUAAUAGAGCCCUGCUUUUACUCAUAAUGAGCGCAAUGCUGUUUGGAUGUUUAACCAUGGGGUCGGCGAAUUUAAAUUUCUACUUUCUCAGAGAGAAGCUUCAUUGGACUUUGACGCAAUUCACUUGGUUUGUGACUGUGAAUAAUUUAUUGGGUAUAGCAGGUAGCAUAAUUAUUUUAUAUCUACUACACACAAUGUUAAAAAUUAAAGAAUCCAUACUCAUAUUUGUUGGAAUAAUUUUCUCCGUAGCUUCAUUGAUAACAAUUGGGUUUGCUAAAAAUGAUUGGCAAAUUUAUUUGGGUUCAAUAAUAAAUUUACCCAGUGCAGGGCAGAGCGCUUUAAUGCGUGCCAUGAUCUCAAAAUUGGUACUCGAAGAAGAAGUAGCCAAAGUACUAUCAGCUUUCGGUAUAGGUUCCAAUAUUCUAGGACCAAUAAGCUCCAUAGGAUACACAGCCCUUUAUAACGCUACAAUUCAAAGUGACGCAGGAUUUUUCAAUUUUGUCACCGCUGCCAUGCAGUUUUGUUCAGCUGUGAUUUUCUUAUUUGUUCUCCUAGUGCAAAGUAGACCUGCCCAUUCAGAAGAAACACUUGAACAGGACGCAGAUAGUUGUGGUGAACCUGAGAAUUUAAACGCUAAUUUAGUGGAUUAGGAAAUAGUAUAUCACAUACCGAGGUGGAAACAUUAAUGAAACUUUUCACCGAGGUAUGUAUACUAUUUUAUUUACAAUCAUUCAAAUUUCGUAAUUUUUAUUUGAAUGAAAACUAAAAAAAUAUAGUAAAUUUUAACAAUUUCAUUUACUUUCGGCCCACAGGAGGAAAGUAAAAGUCAAAAAAGUUACAUUUUCAAACUUUUUGUAAGUCAGAAAAGUCAACAUUACAUGUAUGAUUGUAAAUAAAAGUUAUAUUGCACUAGCACAUUUAAAGUUUAGGAAGAAAAAAGGGGUUGGUUUAUAUUUCGUGCAAAUUGUUCAAUUGAGAAUCAGUGCUACAUAAGUAAGGGAAAGUCUCUGAAAUUUUUUUCUCUAUUCGCAUAAAGUAAUUUUUUUCUUAUUUUAAAUGCUUUUUUAUUGGAAAGAAGCUAUUUACUUACUUUGCCAGGUGUACAGUGUGGCCCAAAUUCGAGCCUCAUCAUUGGGAAUUUAGCAUUCCACAAUUAUUAGUAAUUUUUGAUUUGAACGUAUAGGUACCAAUAAAAAAAAAGUGUAAAGCUCGGUGUAAAGUAUUCGUGGAUAACUGGUCUUUAAAACAAUUGCUCUAUUUCGUAAAGAAUUUAUCUGAAUUUAUUUUUUUACACAUAGUUGAUUGGUAGUAGAAAAAAUUUUGUAUGCAAUACGUGCGUAAAGCACCUUUUUUCACUUUACACACUUGUUGCAUAAAUAACUAUUUUCGAAUAAAUGCGAUACAUCAUAGUUUUUGGAACAUCAGAAGCUCUCAAAAUCUGAAAUAAAAAAUCCAGGGUUGUAUUUAAAAAAAAUAAGUUGAUGAUGGUGGCCAAAAGACGAAACGUCAGAUUUUAAAUUUGAUGGUAGCAUCUUGUAGGGGAGAAAAAGUGGCUACGAUGAAGUGAUAUUUUUUUCGAAAUAUCACUUCAAAUAAAGUCAGGAAAAAAUAAAAACCAUUUUGCAAAAUUUCGGUUUUUUUCUGGAUAUCUCCGGAAGUAUUCGGAAUAUCCUGAAUAUCAAAGCGCCAUUUUGUUGAGCAUCAAAAUGCGUAACUUUGCCAUAAUUUAACCGACCCUGUAUCUCUUACGGUUUCCGAGAUCCCAAUGAUGAGGCUCGAAUUUGGGCCACCCUGUACAGUAAUCAACUGAGUAAAAAUAAAUGAAAUUAAACAAUAGGGAACUUGCACAUUAAAUUAAAUAUGGAAUAAAUAAUAAAACACAAUAACAAUCAUUCUAAUAAAUCAUGCAAUUAGGAAAAAAAUAUAAUAUCUCAUCUCUGGUGUCCAAAAUCUUCAAUUGAAAAUACCAAAUUAUUCGCAAUUCAUGAUGCGAUCAAAAAAGUGUUUAUAUGGGUCGUGACGUCACAAGGCAGUAAUAAUCGGGUCGCGCGGCUGCCACCCCAUGUGCUGCUGGUGUUGCCAAUGUCAAAUCUAUCGUAAACGACAUACAUAACAACAUAACCAUAGUCUAAAUCUACUUGCUCGAAGUUCGAAGUGCUCGUCACUGUCAACGGAAUUUUGUUGCCGAGUGACGUCACACUAAUCGGUCGUUUCAAAUGGCGAUAUUUCGAGCGUAACUUCAAAUAUUUAUAAAAAAUUCACGGCUGAAUAUUAAUUUAUAAAAAAUUCACGGCUGAUUUUUAAUGCUUGAUAUUUGGCAUGACUAAGUCUUUAGUGUAGUAGAACACAUUUUUGAAAUAAAAAAAAAUGUGCAAGUUCCCUAUUACAUCAGGAAAACAAAUGGUUUCAAAUUGUACAAUUAAGCAAACAUCAAAUUUUUAAUUGAAUGAACUUUUUUUUUUUAUUUUAAAUUUUCCAUAAUUCCCGUUUUUAAGAUUUUAAAAGCCGCACAUUAUUUUUCUGUUGAUUUUUGUAUGGGAUUAUAGCUUGGUUUUCAUGAAGUCUUGUUCAGAAAAAAACCAACUAAUUUUUUCUCCCUGAAAUAAGUUAGUUUAGCGCAUAUAAUGGGCGUUAAAAAUUGACGUUUUCGCAGUAGUUUCUAUUUUUAUAAGUGCGACAAUGCAAAAUAUUGAACAGAUAAUCUGUGAUUGUUUAGUAUGUGAUAUUAGGAGAAAAUUGUAGGUAGGUUUCUAUGUAAUAUAUUUUAUAUAUUUGGA